AUGACCAAGAGCAAGGACCAAGCCGCCAGUUUUGUCUCCGUCAUGGAUUUCAGUGAACACGACAACUCAGAAAUCUUACGUGCCGUUCUCCUGAGGACCAAGGGAGACUACCAACGUGCACUUUGCAUCUUUGAUAAGUUAUUGCCUCUCAAGAAUGCUUUGUCUUCGCGUGGCCAGCUUCGUAUGCCUCUAAUUGCUUCCGUCAGAUUCCUCUCACUACACCCGAGGAAUUCCGAUGAACAGCAAUAG
Molecule: messenger RNA, 249 nt
Organism: Penicillium subrubescens
Lineage: Eukaryota; Fungi; Ascomycota; Eurotiomycetes; Eurotiales; Aspergillaceae
Exons: 1
Coding region: 1-249 (82 amino acids)
Source: RefSeq, a predicted model, not a curated record